Molecule: messenger RNA, 1221 nt
Organism: Cheilinus undulatus (humphead wrasse)
Lineage: Eukaryota; Metazoa; Chordata; Actinopteri; Labriformes; Labridae
Product: endonuclease domain-containing 1 protein
Exons: 4
Coding region: 1-1221 (406 amino acids)
Molecular function (GO): hydrolase activity; metal ion binding; nucleic acid binding
Source: RefSeq, a predicted model, not a curated record
AUGAGAUCAAAAGAACUGCCUGCAGAGCUCAGAGACAGGAUAGUUGCAAGGUCCAGAUCUGGGGAAGAGGUUUUGCCCAACCAAGAGUCUUCCAGGCGCUCGUCACCCGGCCAAACUGACCAGACGGGAGAGAAGAAAGCCCACGUGGAGUUCGCAAAAAAGCACCUGAAGGACUGUCAGACUGUGAGACACAAGAUUGUCUGGUUUGAUAAAACCAAGACCAAACUGUUUGGCCUUGAGUCUAAAAGUUGUGACAGGAGAAAACCAGCAGCAGUAGAAGCAGCAGACACAGAGGAGACGUCUCCAACCAUGAAAAUGCUAAAGCUUUUACUUCUGCCUCUUUUGAUGGUUUGUUUUUUCCCGUUUUUGUCAGCAUCAGUUGUUAUGGAUUUUAACCAUGUAGAGAGAUGCAAGGACUCCCUGUAUAUGGGGACACCACCGAGAGGGAUCAUUGGAAUCGGGCUGAAGAAGAUCUGCCAACGGUAUGCGGACAAACCUCGAUAUGUGACGCUGUAUGACCCCCAGAAGAGGAUCCCGGUUUACUCAGCUUACACCUUUAAGAAAACGGAGGGAGACCGACGUGUGGACUACCCUUGGAUGUAUGAGCCACAGCUGGCAGAGAUCGAUGGCAAUGGAAACAUGCUGCCCUUCCCCACUGGUUACCUGCACAUGAAGUUUGAGGACAGCCAGGCGGUCCUGGAUGACUACUCUGAUGUGGUUCUGUACGAAAGAGGUCACCUGAACCCAGACCAGCACCAGUCCACCCCACAUGACCGGGCUGCCACUUACACUCUAACCAACGUGGUUCCCCAGAUCCGAGAGUUCAACAUCGGGCCUUGGCGUGAGUAUGAAGAGCGGAUUCGUGUCCGUCUCAACAACUUCUGCCGUGGCACGGCCUUCAUUGUCACUGGUGUGACCACCAGAGGGAACAUGAUCCGUCGCAACAACCAGGACCGCGUUGCCAUCCCUGAAGAUGUGUGGUCGGCUUACUGCUGCACCGACUACGACCGGAAUUCGCCGCACGAUGUUCGUAUCCGCUUCCCGUCUCAUGCGGCCUUAGCCAAAAAUGCCAAAGAGGGCAACAGUGUCCAUGAGAUGCCGGUCCAGGAACUCGAGAUCUUCCUGAAAAACAACAUGGAUGUCGACCAGAACCUUCAGAUCUUCUACGACAACUGCAUCUCUCCCUCACCUCUUCCACUUUACCUUCAACAUACUAUCUAA